AUGACCAGUGACACGAAUAGGAGAGGCAUCAAUAAUGAAAAGAGACAAGAAUCAUCCAACAAAAGGACCAAAUAUAAUGCAACUCAAAACGAGCAUGUCGUCGAGUCUCCUAUGAAAAUAGAAGUUAGUCAAGACUUUCAAAUGAAUGAGGAUACAAAUGCAGAAUUGAAAAAUGUUGAUGAUGCAGAAGAAGUUAAAGACUGUAAGGUGUCUGAAAGGAAUUCGAACGAUGAAGAAAAUAAAUAUAUCACAGAGUUUGACUUUUACGGAGAAAAAUACACGUUCAAAGAAAGACCAGCAGUUAUUGAGGAAAAGGAGGGUAAAAUUGAAUUUAGAGUAGUAAACAACGAUAACACCAAGGAAAGUAUUAUGGUUCUGACUGGGUUGAAAAACAUUUUUCAGAAACAGCUUCCUAAAAUGCCAAGAGAAUAUAUAUCUCGCCUGGUGUAUGAUCGAAGUCAUUUAUCGAUUGCAAUUAUCAAGAAGCCUUUAACUGUAGUUGGGGGGAUCACUUAUAAACCUUUCAAUCAGAGGGAAUUUGCAGAAAUUGUGUUUUGCGCCAUUAGUUCUACUGAACAAGUCCGCGGUUACGGAGCACACCUAAUGAAUCAUCUAAAAGACUACGUUAAAGCAACAAGCAACAUCAAACAUUUUUUAACAUACGCAGACAACUAUGCUAUUGGCUAUUUCAAAAAGCAGGGAUUUAGUAAGGAGAUAUCACUUGACAAAAGGGUUUGGAUGGGGUAUAUCAAGGAUUAUGAAGGUGGCACUUUGAUGCAAUGUUCUAUUCUACCUAAAAUUCGAUACCUAGAUUCUUCUAAAAUCUUGCUCUUACAGAAAGCGGCCAUAUUGAAGAAAAUCAGAUCUAUAUCCAAAUCUAAUAUUGUUCAUCCGGGCCUGAAACAGUUCAAGUCUGCAAAUGUGAUUAAGGCUGUCGACCCAAUGCAAAUUCCUGGAUUAAAGGAGGCAGGGUGGGUCCGGGAAAUGGACGAGUUGGCUCAAUUGCCCAAAAGAGGUCCCCAUCAUGCAUUCAUGGCUAAUCUCAUAACCGAACUACAAAAUCAGCCUUCCUCGUGGCCAUUUCUGCAAUCGGUGAAUCGUGAGGAAGUACCUGAUUACUACGAAGUGAUCAAAGAGCCUAUGGACCUCUCUACAAUGGAGACGAAGCUUGAAAAUGAUCAUUACCAUACACUAGAAGAUUUCAUCUAUGAUGCGACAUUGAUAUUCAACAAUUGUAGAUCGUACAACAAUGAGAGCACAACAUAUUACAAGAACGCGAAUAAGCUUGAAAAGUUUAUGAAGAGCAAGAUAAGAGAGGUACCAGAGUACGCCGAUAUGGUUGACUGA
This is a messenger RNA of Komagataella phaffii GS115, 1347 nucleotides long. RefSeq names its product Histone acetyltransferase, acetylates N-terminal lysines on histones H2B and H3. Gene Ontology annotation, cellular component: histone acetyltransferase complex. Gene Ontology annotation, biological process: positive regulation of transcription by RNA polymerase II; chromatin remodeling. The transcript has a single exon. The coding region runs from base 1 to 1347 and encodes 448 amino acids. Gene Ontology annotation, molecular function: protein binding; histone H3 acetyltransferase activity. The record is from RefSeq and is a predicted model, not a curated record. NCBI's taxonomy places the organism in Eukaryota, Fungi, Ascomycota, Pichiomycetes, Pichiales, Pichiaceae.